Messenger RNA from Sceloporus undulatus (fence lizard), 5792 nucleotides. Its product is annotated as gamma-aminobutyric acid receptor subunit beta-4. The record is from RefSeq and is a predicted model, not a curated record. Gene Ontology annotation, cellular component: GABA-A receptor complex; neuron projection; membrane. The transcript is spliced from 9 exons. Lineage: Eukaryota; Metazoa; Chordata; Lepidosauria; Squamata; Phrynosomatidae. Bases 691 to 2160 code for a protein of 489 amino acids. Gene Ontology annotation, biological process: nervous system process; monoatomic ion transmembrane transport; chemical synaptic transmission. Gene Ontology annotation, molecular function: neurotransmitter receptor activity; extracellular ligand-gated monoatomic ion channel activity; GABA-A receptor activity.
CUCUCUCUCUCAGCUGCAGGGCUGCGCCGGAUGGCGACGUAGCGGCGGGAGGGACCGGCGAGCGCAGCCGCGGAUCGGGGCCUUUGCCUGGCCGCCCCUCGCCGCCCCCCGCCGCCAACGCAGCAAUCCCUACCUCCAUCCCCUCUCCAUCCUUCCCUCCCUACCUCCCUCCAUCGCGCGGCCCCGGUCCUUGCGCAGAGCCCGGUCGCGGCGGCGGGCAUCGCUCUGCUGGGCUCCCGGCGGGGGUCGCGGGGGUCCUUCUCUUUUUUCUUCUCCGUCGCUGGGGGAGGAGCGGGAGGAUGCCGCCGCGCUGAGAGCAGGAGGAGGAGGAAGAGGAGGAGGAGGAGGAUGCUGGAUGCUCGGAGGAGGAGGAGGAGGAGGAGGGGGCAUCGGAACAGAUCCGGCGGCGGCGGUGGCGGAGGGGGGGGGGCCGUGAUCCGGCCCUGACUGCUCUUGGGGGGCUCUUCACCGCCGCCUCCCCCCAGCGCUUGUACCCGCACCGCACACCGCCCUCCGUCCUCGAAAGAUCGGAGAGAAGAGCCACCUUUACGCCAUCCAUCUUUGGGCUUGCUUUUAAAAAGGACACCCGCCCCCCCCGCAAUCCCGGAGCGGUUCCUGGGAAUCCGAGGGCUCCUGGUCCCCCCGGGGGGCGACUGACCCCUCCCCUCCCCCUCCCCUCCCCUCCCCUCGAUGCUGGUGGUGGAAAUGUGGAGACUCCAGGCAGAGAGGCUGAGUGGACUCGUCUCGGCUUUAGCGGCUCUUUGUCUCGCUUGCGGCGCCCAAAGCCCCUCCACUGGGAAUAUUUCGGUGGUGAAAGAAAUUGUGGACAAGCUGCUGAAAGGCUACGAUGUCCGCCUCCGCCCUGACUUUGGAGGCAACCCUGUCACAGUGGGAAUGAGCAUCCAUAUCUCAAGCAUUGAUCAGAUUUCUGAAGUCAACAUGGACUACACCAUCACCAUGUACUUUCAACAAAGCUGGCGUGAUAAGCGUUUGGCGUACAGUGACCUGCCUCUAAACCUGACUCUGGACAACCGUGUGGCUGACCAGCUGUGGCUCCCUGACACCUACUUCCUGAAUGACAAGAAGUCCUUCCUGCACGGGGUGACGGUCAAGAACCGGAUGAUCCGGCUGCACCCAGAUGGGACGGUCCUCUAUGGCCUGAGAAUAACCACCACCGCCGCUUGCAUGAUGGAUCUGAGGAGGUACCCCCUCGACCAGCAGAACUGCACCCUCGAGAUCGAGAGCUAUGGCUAUACAGUUGAUGACAUUGUGUUCUUCUGGCAAGGAAAUAACUCAGCCGUGACUGGGAUGGAGGUCCUGGAGCUGCCCCAGUUCACCAUUAUUGAGCAGAGACUGGUCACCAGGGAAGUCGUCUUCACCACCGGCUCCUACCUUCGAUUAUCCCUCAGUUUCCGGAUCAAAAGAAACAUUGGCUACUUCAUCUUGCAGACUUACAUGCCAUCUAUCCUCAUCACCAUCCUCUCCUGGGUCUCUUUUUGGAUCAAUUACGACGCCUCUGCUGCUCGCGUGGCACUAGGGGUCACUACGGUGCUCACCAUGACUACCAUCAACACCCACUUGCGGGAGACCCUCCCCAAGAUCCCCUAUGUCAAAGCCAUCGAUGUCUAUCUCAUGGGCUGCUUCGUCUUCGUGUUCCUGGCACUCCUGGAGUAUGCCUUCGUCAACUACAUUUUCUUUGGCCGAGGCCCUCGUCAGCAGAAGAAGCAGAGCGAACGCAUCAACAAGGCCAAUAACGAGAGGCACCGAUACGAGGAGAAGCGAGUUGACCCAUAUGGGAACAUCCUUCUCAGCACUCUGGAAAUGAACAAUGAGCUGCUGGCGACAGACAUGAUGAGCACGGUAGGAGACUCACGAAACUCUGUCAUGUCCUUCGAAGGCUCAGGAAUCCAGCUCCGCAAGCCGCUGGCCCCCCGAGAUGGUUUCGGACACCACCCGACCUUAGACCGCCACGGUCCUCUGGCCCACCACGCUGCCAUCCGCAAUCGCACCAAUUGCCGCCUCCGCCGGCGGUCAUCCAAGCUGAAGCUCAAAAUCCCAGAUCUGGCAGAUGUCAGCACCAUUGACAAGUGGUCACGGAUCAUUUUCCCCAUCACCUUUGGGUUCUUCAACCUGGUGUACUGGUUGUACUAUGUGAACUGAUCCGCGGUGGAAAUAGGGAAAGACACUCAAACUAUGACAACACCGCAGGAGUGCUGCAGUCUUUGGGGUUUGGGUUCUUUUCUUAAUUAUGGCAAAUGCUCCAUUCUCACACAUCCUUGCCUCUGCCCCAUCUUUGGUUACAUUUCUCUUCUCCAUCUCCUGUUUUCAGCACAUUAUGUACACACAGAGUAUAUGUGUGAUAUAACAUGGCCUUGUGGAGGGGGGUGGCUUUCAGGGAUCAGUGGGGGAAAUCUCUCUCUCUCUCUCUCUCUCUCUCCCUCCCUUAUAGUUCUUUGCUUGAGGUACUUUACCAUCUGAGUGAGAUGGGCCCUUUUCUUUUGCAAAAUGUGCAUUGUUGCAGCUAAUUCAGUGCAUCAGGGACGGUGGCCCUCGUUGCCCCUGGAGUUGCUGGCAGGUGCUUGGUGACCAUCCUUUGCUUACAGAUCUCCCCCUUCCUUCUCCUGCGGGCCAUUUUUAUCCCUUUCUAUCUCCCUCCCCCAUUUAUACUUUUGAAAGUUCAGCCUGCAUUCUCAUGGUGCAUGAGCUUCAUUUCUUUAAUCCCUCUUUCUGCCUCAUCAGUAUACAAGAGUCUGUCUUAAAACAAUGAAAUGUUCAUGUUGCACCCGUCUGGGUAGAAAUGGGGGGUUACUUGUGUGGGAGAGCAUUCCCAGCUCAAAGGCAAAGGCAUGUUUGUGAGCUGCCUUUUCCAACUUUCGGCUUCUGGGGCUGGAUUGUUUCUUUUUUAAACCUGUUCCUGGUGUGGAUGUCUGGGGCUGUGUCCCCAAAUGUGUGAAAGCCUGUUUCCAGGGGGAGGGGCGGGAUUUGUUAUGUCUUUUAUAGAAAAAGGCUGUCUAUAAGGUAUAACUGCUAAUAGGGGUGUGGGGUUUGGGAGUCCUGUGUGUGUACUUGUGGUGGGGAGUCUCAAGAAGGUAGGGAAAGGUAGGGAAGGUCUCAGAAAGGUUCAGGCAGCGAAAUGCAACGGGCCCCCCAUGGCAUUGGGGGGGGGGGGAGGAGAUGGGGCAGCACCCCCUCCCUCUCUGCUACCAGAAGGGAAGGGGCCUGUCGUGGAGACCCCAUGUGCAGCGGUGACAAGAGAAUGGGACGUCCACAAACACUUGGAAGGGCAGCUGUUUUUGCUGCAUUCCCUUGUACUGGCGGUGCCAAGGCAGGCAAGGUGGACUCUUUGUGCCAGGGCUCUCCGGAGGCUAUUCUGCCAUGAAUGCCCUUCAGCAAAACAAUGGUGGGAGCGGGUGCAUGAAGCCCAGUCCGUCACCCAGUCGUGGAUUUCUCAUAUUGAUGAAAAUGGCCAACAGGUGUGUCCCAAAGCUUCUCCAGGAAGACCAUGCAAGACUCAGAGUAAUAUGAGCUGAAGCAGCACCUUUGGACUUUUCACAUCCAUAGAGCAACCACUUUUAGCUUCAGCAGCACUGGCCUGAAAUGUCCAUUUAGCAAAUGCCAUGUGUGAAGCAAACUGAAAAGAGCACAGGCGAUUCCAUCAAUGCAGACCUCGGUGAGCAUCCUGGGGGUAACUGCUCUUUCUCGCUCUCCAUUGGUGCACCUCGGCCCCACAGAGCUUUGCUAUUCUGUCUUCAGCAUUCCCCUUGGCUUCCUCCUCCAUCCAUCCAUCUCUCCCUUCAUGGGGACAAGAGACAAGUGCUGGGAGCAUCUGAAGAUCCUCAUCACUCAACAGAUGCAACACAAUGGAUGACUAACAGUGAGUUGGAAACAAUAUAUUUAUGUCUAAUUGCCUUUAUCUCCAAAUCUUGUGGUGGGUACCAGUUUUUCAAAAGAUCCUCCACCUUGAUGUGUUCUGCCCCAGCCUCAUCUGGAGAGGAACAGCUUCUCUCUCUGAAAUUGCUCUUGCUAUCCGUGGCUCUCUUUUCGCCAACAUCCUGAUGACCAGACCCAGCAGUGGAAAAGUGGAUGGUGGGAUUUCCCAGUUGGGAGAAGAAGGACAAAACCUCCUCCUGGGGAGCUGCAGCUGCUUUGCAAGUGUUCAUCCAAGCCUUGACUGUAGUCUGAGCACAUGGGACUGAGGAGCUCUGUGAGGUCUCUAUGAAGAAAAAGUGUCCAGAGAGAGAGGCAGGUGGACCUUUUUUUCUGGUAAUGGAUGCUUUAAAAGCAUAUGCUUCCAAGUGUGUCAUGCCACAGUGUUUGCAAGCUGCCUUUCUUUCCUUGCCAGACCCUGACAAGCAUGCGCGCACACACGUGCGUACACACACACACACACACACACACACACACAUGCAGAGCCAUUGACCUCCAUUACACCAUCAGAGGAGUCAAGUCUUGGACAGAAAGUAAGGGACUCCUUCAGAUGUAUUGCCCCACACCCACACACAGACACACACUCAUAAACACAGUUGCUGCUGUCUUUGUCCAGACAAGUGUGAUGUAAAAUCAGGAAGGAGUGGGAUGGGUGUGAUGCUCCCAGUUGGGGACGGACGCUCCGCUCAGUGCCAAAAUGAGGCCUGCCCCUUCCGCCCUAGACUUUCAGAGUCUCAGCCUCACUGGGAUCUUUUCAUGAUGGCAGCUGCACUCAGCUGCCACUUCCAGCAAAGUGCACCCCAUUUCUUUUUCCCAAAGCACCCAUCAAACAUUUGCUUGGCCACCAUCUCGACUUGCCAGAGAGUCUUACUGGCAAGACUGUGGUCUGACCUCCCCUCUUUCUGCCUUGGUUUUUCUGCCAUCUGGACUGUCUUUCUGAGGAGGACUCGCUCUACUUCUUUCUUGGUUGUUUCUUCUAGGCAUCCUUACCGUCUCCUCUAGCUCUUCCUAAUGCAUGCAAUGGCUAUGCUCCACUCCUUCUCUGAUGCCAGCACAGCAGCCUGGGAGCACCCCGGAGCUCUUCAUCCCAGGAUGGGUUUUUUUGCCUCUAAGAGACAGCUUGGUCUCUCAGGUGAAUGGAGCACUCAGGCAAUGUCAGAGGUUGCACAUGAUGGUCUGCAGGUAGACAUCCAAUCUGCACGAUACAGGGGAGGAAAACAGGUGCAUGUUGGAAAUCUCAGGGUAGCGCAAUGAACAUGCGUGCUUCAUUUUCCUCUGUUGGCACAGAACACAGCCGCCGCCACCGCUGCCACCACUCAGGGAUUUUUAUGCACUGGGGACACCAUCCUAUCCAUCCCUUCAGCUUGCCACCCCCUGCUUCUUCUUCAGAGAUGGGUGAGCAAGCUGGGAAAUGAGCAGGCGAAUGAAAUACGAGGCAAGAGAAGAAUGUCCAAACGGCACACAAAGGCAAUGGUGUACCUUUGAAGGCAGGGCAAAAGAGAGGCGCCUUCAUAUCAGCUAAAGAGAGUUAUUCAACAUGCCCAGAACAAGCAGGUGUCCCCAGCCAUCCUCACAGGUGGGGCUACAGCCCUUCUGUGGCAGAGAGGGGGGAUCGCGCGGAGACAAGAUCUGACUUGCAGCCAAGCAGUGGAAGAACCUUGACUCCCCAUUCCAUCUCUUGAGGGUAGACAGGGACUUCCCAGAUGCUGGCCAGUUCAAAGAAAUGGCUAUGAUUCUUUGAGACAUCUGGCAAGUACUCGAGGUCACAUUCAUUCCUCAAGAAACACCAGAGGGAAGAAACAAAGCCAACGGUUUGUGCUACCAUGCAGUGAGUGGCCAUCUGCCAGGAAUGGAUGCCAUGGAAG